Molecule: messenger RNA, 1552 nt
Organism: Castor canadensis (American beaver)
Lineage: Eukaryota; Metazoa; Chordata; Mammalia; Rodentia; Castoridae
Gene: Vamp5
Product: vesicle associated membrane protein 5
Biological process (GO): Golgi to plasma membrane protein transport
Cellular component (GO): plasma membrane
Source: RefSeq, a predicted model, not a curated record
UCCUAAUUCACCCCACCCCUUGGGGUGUCACCCCAAGUCGGGCGUUGGCGGCCCGGCAGGAGGCGCCCCACGGACCCUGUCCCCGUCGCCAGCCGCUUUCGAUUUGCCCCUGUCUUGGUGGCUGCUCACGGAAGGCGCGCCCCCCGCCCCCGCCAGCGACGGGCCCCGCCCCGUCCUCCGCUUCCUCCGGGGCCGCUGGCACUGCGGCCGCUCGGCGGGCAAAGCAGCCGGGACCCGGCGAGGCGGCGGCGGCAGCGACGAUGGCAGGGAAAGAGUUGGAGCGAUGCCAACAGCAAGCGGCCGAGGUGACCGAAAUCAUGCUCAACAACUUUGACAAGGUCCUGGAGCGAGAUGGGAAGCUGGCAGAACUGGAGCAGCGUUCAGACCAACUCCUGGACAUGAGCUCAGCCUUCAGCAAGACAACCAAGACCCUGGCCCAGAAGAAGCGCUGGGAGAACAGCCGCUGCCGAAUCUACCUGGGGCUGGCGGUGGCUGGUGGCCUACUCAUCCUCCUGAUUGUGCUUCUGGCCAUCUUUCUACCGCAGAGCAGUGGGGACAGUAGUGCCCCAUAGGCCCAGGAUUCAGGCACUGUCCUCAGGGACUGGGGACUCAUCCAGCUGGGCCUGGGGAAAGGCCAAAUGGUUGCACUGGCCUGUUCUGGUCUCCAGAGAACCCUGCUGUUUGCUCCUGUUUGAGCCAUCCAGUGAGUGCCAAAGGACAGCCGUGAUGUGUAUGCCUCUGCAUCUCCCAUCAUGCCACAGACUGGCCCUCUAGGGCAGCCUGCUGUGCUGUACUGGCCAGAUCAGGCCAGCCCCAUGUGGAGCUCAGUAAAAGCUGCUGUUUGUUUAAAAGUUGGUGUUUGUGUAUGAAGGGCCUCGGGUUGGUCCUGUGCCUCCACCCCUCGGCUGUUCAGAAAUCCUAUGAUCCAAAGAACUCCACCCCAAGAGAUACCCCUUCCUUUCUUUUUCCUAAUUGAUCCAAUUCUACACAGACCUUUUUGGAGUGUGGUUGCAAGGACACAACAGUCUCCAAACCAGACCAUUGAGCCUGCUUCCCUGAAAACAUCUUGAGGAUGCUCAGAGUCCCAAUGGGACUUUAGAUGGAAAGACAAAGUACUUCAGAGAUGUUUUCAUGAGGCUGUCACGUUCAGAUACUUUUUCUUCUCUGAAUUGUUCCUCCUCCCUAAUUUCUCAGCUUAAACCAGUGUUAUUCUUUAGACUUUACACCAGAUUGCAGAUGAGGCAAGUGGAAUGAAAGCCAGGAGGCUUCUACAAAUGCUGUAAUGUAGGGUCACAAAAGUUUGCCCUGUAGGAAAGAAUCCAGGUUUUCCAGUGUUCCGGUGCCUUCAGGGCCACAGUAAAGAUCACUGGGCAAAGACAUGGAAGGAAGAAAGAAGGCCAUACCAGGACUGAAAGUAGGGCAGUCUCUACUUGGGCUUAACUGCAUUUCAAAUUCAAGUGUGAGUGGCAAGGGAAAUUCAGGGUCAAGUAUGUAUUAACAAGUGGUUCCUUGCUAGGUAGAGUGAGGGCUACUGACAGAAACAAGGACAAGU